Messenger RNA from Gamsiella multidivaricata, 1372 nucleotides. RefSeq names its product G protein alpha subunit. Lineage: Eukaryota; Fungi; Mortierellomycota; Mortierellomycetes; Mortierellales; Mortierellaceae. The coding region runs from base 272 to 1333 and encodes 353 amino acids. The record is from RefSeq and is a predicted model, not a curated record. Gene Ontology annotation, biological process: adenylate cyclase-activating G protein-coupled receptor signaling pathway. Gene Ontology annotation, molecular function: G protein-coupled receptor binding; GTPase activity; G-protein beta/gamma-subunit complex binding. The transcript is spliced from 8 exons. Gene Ontology annotation, cellular component: heterotrimeric G-protein complex.
AGCUACAACACCAGCAGCAACACGGACGAUACUCAUAUAUUUGGCGAUAAAGCAUUGGCCUUUGGAGGGCUCAUUCACAUCAUCCACGGAAUAAUAUAUUGGCAGAUUCCUUUUUUUUUGGUGAAGACGCACCUCUCUGCUUUAAUUGCUCUCACAGUCCCCCGCGUACAUUUUUAUAUUAUUUCUCUAUACGUCCACUUCACCUCCUGUCGUCUACUUUCGAAACACACCCUCAUAUCACAGAGCAGAGCAAAGCAGCACACCUUGCAUCAUGGGUUUGUGUCUGUCAGCAGAGGAAAAAGAGCAAAAGGAAAUCAGUCAGACCAUUGACCGUGGCCUAGAAGACGACAACAGGCGGUUAAAGAAGGAAUGCAAGAUCUUGCUGCUCGGGAGUGGAGAGUCUGGCAAGUCGACCAUUGUGAAGCAGAUGAAGGUCAUCCAUCAGGGCGGAUACAGUAGAGAGGAGCUCGCCACGUACAGGCUGACCAUCUACAAGAACCUGGUUGACUCUGCGCAGUCGCUGGUCCUUGCAAUGGAGAAGCUGCGGCUCGAGCCCAUGAAGCCCGAGAACAGGAUCAUGGCGGACUGCAUCCUCGACUACCGCGUGGAUGCCGACCCUUACUUCACGCUGAGCGCAGACAUUGUUAAUGCGAUUGACUCUCUCUACCACGACCCGAUCACUGCAACGUGUAUGGAACGAUCCAGCGAAUUUUACAUUAUGGACUCUGCACCAUAUUUUUUCAGCCAGGUCCGCAGGAUAGGCGCAGACGACUAUACGCCAAGUGUACAGGAUGUUUUGCGGUCGAGGUCCAAAACAACAGGCAUUUCGGAGACACGGUUUAACAUGGGCCAGCUCAGCAUACACAUGUUUGACGUUGGGGGACAGCGAUCAGAGAGGAAAAAGUGGAUUCACUGCUUUGAAGCAGUGACCUCUAUCAUCUUUUGUGUUGCGCUAAGCGAGUACGAUCAAGUUUUGCUUGAGGAAUCAGGACAGAACCGCAUGGCCGAAAGUCUUGUGUUGUUCGAGUCAGUUAUUAACAGUCGCUGGUUCUUGCGGACAUCUAUCAUCCUAUUCAUGAACAAAAUCGACUUGUUUGCAGCCAAACUGCCCAAGGUACCGCUGGAGAAAUUUUUUUCGGACUACACAGGCGGUCCAGAUAUCAGCAAGGCAGCAAAGUACAUUCUCUGGCGGUUCACUCAGACUAACCGAGCCCGCCUCCACAUAUACCCACACAUGACUCAAGCAACGGAUACUUUAAACAUUCGACUCGUGUUUGCGGCCGUCAAGGAAACAAUUUUACAGAAUGCGCUGAAGGACAGUGGAAUUUUGUGAAGCAAAUGAGAGAAAUAAAAAAAGCGCAAAAAACAUCUA